Dendronephthya gigantea is the source of this 5782-nucleotide messenger RNA. RefSeq names its product serine/threonine-protein phosphatase 6 regulatory ankyrin repeat subunit A-like. The coding region runs from base 18 to 5387 and encodes 1789 amino acids. The record is from RefSeq and is a predicted model, not a curated record. Gene Ontology annotation, molecular function: protein binding; protein kinase activity; ATP binding. The transcript is spliced from 2 exons. Gene Ontology annotation, biological process: protein phosphorylation. NCBI's taxonomy places the organism in Eukaryota, Metazoa, Cnidaria, Anthozoa, Malacalcyonacea, Nephtheidae.
CUAAAGGUACGCUAGAAAUGGUAAAAUAUCUUGUUGAAAAUGGCGCUGAUGUAAAUGGAAAGUAUACUGAUGGAUGGACAGUCUUGCACUAUGCUGUUUCCUAUAGUUCAUUACAAGUAGUAAAAUAUCUUGUUGAAAUGCACGCUGAUGUAAAUGGAAAUAAGACCGAUGGGUGGACAGUGCUGGUUCAUGCUGUUACUGAAGGUAGGCUAGAAAUGGUGAAAUAUCUUGUUGAACAUGGCGCUGAUGUAAAUGGCCAAAUUACUGGGCAGACAAUUUUGCACAUUGCUGUUACUGAAGAUAUGCAAGAAACAAUAAAAUUCCUUGUAGAGAGGGGCGCUGAUGUAAAUGGCAGGGAUACUGACGGGAAAACAGUGCUGCACGCUGCUGUUAUUGAUAAACAUGCGCUAGAAAUGGUGGAAUAUCUCGUUGAAAAAAACGCUGAUGUAAAUGGAACAGAUGUUAACGGUUGGACAGUGCUGCACAGUGCUGUUUCAGAAGGCACGUUUGAAACGGUAAAAUAUCUUGUUGAACAUGGCGCUGAUGUAAAUGGUAAGAUGACUGACGGGUGGACAGUGCUGCACACUGCUGUUACUAAAGCUACGCUAGAAAUCGUAAAAUACCUUGUUGAAAACGGCUCUGAUAUAAAUGGCAAGGAUACUACUGACGGGUGGACAGUGUUACAUUAUGCUGUUUCUUAUGGUUCAUUAGAAAUGGUAAAAUAUCUUGUUGAACUGGGUGCGGAUGUAAAUGGAAAAAAACCCGGUGGGUUGACAGUGCUGCAUGACGUUGUUACUAAAGGUCCGCUGGAAAUGUUAAAAUACCUGGUUGAAAAUGGCGCUGAUGUAAAUGGCAAAAGCAAUGGCGGCUGGUCCGUUCUUUACUUUGCUAUUUCUAAAGGUACACUAGAAAUGGUAAAAUAUCUUGUUGAGAUGGGCGCUGAUGUUAAUAGCAAGGAUACCAUUCACAAUUGGACAAUGCUGCACGCUGCUGUUACUCAGGGUACACUAGAAAUGGUAGAGUGUCUUGUUGAGAACGGCGCUGAUGUAAAUGGCAAGGAUACUUACGGAUGGACAGUACUGCGUUAUGCUGUUUCCAAAGGCACGCUAGAAAUAAUAAAAUGUCUUGUUGAAAAUGGCGCUUGUGUAAAUAGCAAAAUUAAGAGGCAGACAAUUCUACACAUUGAUCUUAUUGAGAAGGGUGCUGACCAAAAUGGCAAGACAAAUGAUGGGUGGACAUUGCUGCACACUGCUUGUACUGGAGGUAUGCUAGAAAUCGUAAAAUAUCUUAUUGAGAAGGACGCUGAUGUUAAUGGAAGAAAUAUUUACGGGUGGACAGUGCUGCACACUGCUGUUACUAAAGGUACGCUAGAAAUGGUAGAAUAUCUGGUUAGAAACGGCGCUGAUGUCAAUGGCAAAAAGACUAACGGCUGGACAGUGCUCCACUCUGCUGUUGCUGAAAGUACGCAAGAAAUAGUGAAAUAUCUAGUUCAAAUGGGUGCAAAUGUACAUGGAAUGCAGAUUGACGGAUGGACAGUGCUGCACUCUACUUGUACUGGAAGUACGCUAGAAACCGUAAAAUAUCUUACUGAAAAGGGCGCUGAUGUAAAUGGCAAGAAUACUGAGGGGUUGACAGUACUGCACGGUGCCGUUGUAAAAGGUACGCUAGAAAUUGUAAAAUAUCUUGUUGGAAACGGCGCUGAUGUCAAUGGCAAAAAGACUAACGGAUGGACAGUGCUGCACUCUGCUGUUACUAAAGGUACACUAGAAAUAGUGGGAUAUCUUGUUGAAAUGGAUGCUGAUGUGAAUAGCAAAAAUUCUGACGGGUGGACAGUGCUGGAUGUCGCCGUUACUAAAGGUUCAUUAGAAAUGGUAAAAUUUCUUGUUGAAAUAGGUGCAAAUGUAAAUGCAAAGAAGAAUGACGGGUGGACAGUGCUGCACACUGCUGUUGCUGAAGGUAGGCUAGAAAUUGUAAAAUAUCUAGUUGCACAUGGUGCUGAUGUAAAUGGAAAAAUGACUAACGGGUGGACAAUUCUACACUAUGCUGCUAGUAAUGGUAUGCAAGAAAUGGUAAAAUAUCUGGUCAAAAUCGGCGUUGAUGUAAAUGGUAAGAUUACCGACGGGUGGACAAUACUACACUAUGCUGCUUCGUAUUGUUCCAUAGAAAUGGUAAGAUAUCUCGUCGAUAACGGCGCUGAUGUAAAUAGCAAGAAUACUUGCGGAUUGACAGCACUGCACACUGCUGUUAGUGAAAGUACCCUGGAAGUUGUAAAAUAUCUUGUUGAAAAGGGCGUUGAUGUAAAUGGCAAGAGUAUUAACGGAUGGACAGUACUGCAUAAUGCUAUUACUAAAGGUAGUCUAGAAUUAGUAGAAUGCCUUGUUGAAAAUGGCGCUGAUGUAAAUGGCAAGAAUACAUACGGAUUGACAGUGCUGCACUAUGCUGUUACUAAAAGUACGCUAGAAAUAGUAAAAUAUCUUGUUAAGUAUGGCGCUGAUGUAAAUGGCAAGAAGACCAACGGGGAGACGGUGCUUCACAGUGCUGUUAGUAAAGGCACAUCGGAAAUAGCAAAAUAUCUUAUUGAAAUGGGUGCAAAUGUAAACGGAAAGCAGGGUGACGGGUGGACAGUGCUGCACUUUGCCUGUAUUGACGGUACGCUAGAAAUGGUAAAAUAUCUUGUUGAACAUGGCACUGAUGUAAAUGGCAAGAAUAUUAACGGAUGGACAGUGCUGCACUAUGCUGUUACUGAAGGUACACUAGAAAUGGUAAAGCAUCUUGUCGAAUAUGGCGCUAAUGUAAAUGGCAAGAAUACUAACGGAUGGACAAUGCUGCACUAUGCUGUUACUGAAGGUACACUAGAAAUGGUAAAGUAUCUUGUCGAACAUGGCGCUGAUGUAAAUGGCCAGAGCACUAACGGGUGGACAGUGUUGCACAAUGCUGUUACUAAAGGUACGCUAGAAAUGGUAAAAUAUUUUUUUGAACAUGGCGCUGAUGUAAAUAGCAAGAAUACUGAGGGAUGCACCGUACUGCACACUGCUGUUGCUAAAAGUACGCUAGAAAUAGUAAAAUAUCUUGUUGAACAUGGCGCAGAAGUAAAUGGCAAGAAUACUAACGGAUGGACAGUGCUGCACUAUGCUGUUACUGAAGGUACACUAGAAAUGGUAAAGUAUCUUGUCGAACAUGGCGCUAAUGUAAAUGGCCAGAGCACUAACAGGUGGACAGUGUUGCACAAUGCUGUUACUAAAGGUACACUAGAAAUGGUAAAAUAUCUUGUUGAACAUGGCGCUGAUGUAAAUAGCAAGAAUACUGAGGGAUGGACCGUACUGCACAGUGCUGUUACUGAAGGUACGCUAGAAUUUGUGAAAUAUCUUGUUGAAAAUGGCGCUGAUGUAAAUAGAAAGCAUACUAACGAAUGGACAGUGCUGCACGAUGCUGUUACUGAAGGUACACUAGAAAUGGUAAAGUAUCUUGUCGAACAUGGCGCUGAUGUAAAUGGCAAGAAGACUAACGGGGAAACGGUGCUUUGCAGUGCUGUUAGUAAAGGCACGCCAGAAAUAGCAAAAUAUCUUAUUGAAAUGGGUGCAAAUGUAAACGGAAAGCAGGAUGACGGGUGGACAGUGCUGCACUUUGCCUGUACUGACGGUACGCUAGAAAUGGUAAAAUAUCUUGUUGAACAUGGCGCUGAAGUAAAUGGCAAGAAUACUGAGAAAUGCACCGUACUGCACACUGCUGUUAGUGAAGGUACGCUAGAAAUAGUGAAAUAUCUUGUUGAACAUAGCGCUGAUGUAAAUAGCAAGAAUACUAACGGAUGGACAGUGCUGCACUAUGCUGUUACUGAGCGUACACUAGAAAUGGUAAAGUAUCUUGUCGAACAUGGCGCUGAUGUAAAUGGCCAGAGCACUAACGGGUGGACAGUGUUGCACAAUGCUGUUACUAAAGGUACGCUAGAAAUUGUAAAAUAUUUGGUUGAACAUGGCGCUGAUGUAGAUGGCAAGGAUACUAACGGAGUGACAGCUUUGGAAGCUGCUGUUUGUGCUGGUGCACCAGACAUCAUCCAAUAUUUAGUUAAACAAGGCGCAAAGGCUACUGCUGGGAGAGUUCUUCAUCAUGCUGUUAGUGUUGGUAAAUUAGGCAUGGUAAAAUAUCUUGUUGAACAAUUAGUUGCUGAUGUAAAUGAGAAGGAUGCUGAUGGACAGACAGUCCUGCACGUCGCUGUUGAUACUGGUGCAUUAGAAAUUGUCAAAUAUUUAGUUGAACAGGGUGCUGACAUAACUCUUAAAAGUAAAAUCAGCGUUCAUACUCUUGGCUUUGACACACUGAAAAUAGCUGUUGUAAACAACUUCGUUGCUUUGGUCGAUCUUCUUUUUAAAAAGAACAUCGCUGGAUGGAGACAUUGGACAUUUCUUGUCGAAGGAAGGCAAAUGAGUUUUCUCGAAUGGAGUAUUCACCUUGGUCAUGAUGAAAUUACAACAAUCCUCAAGAGGUCCAUAAAACAUUCUUUGAAAAUUCAGACGUUGAAAACAAUGAAUUGCAACCAGUUAGAAGAGAUUGAAACACCGAUGCAAGUUUUUGUCGCAAAGAAUCAAUUUAAAAUUGGUGCUGGCGGUUUUUCGUGUGUCUAUGUUGGUCUCAUGAAGGAUGGAAGUGAAGUUGCUGUUAAGAGAAUUUUGGUGCAAAGUGACGAUAAAACAGUUGAAAACGAAUUAGGAAUCAUGAAUCUCAUCAAGACAAACAAAUCUCCAUUUAUAGUGAGCUAUCGACAUUUUCACCGUGACGAAACCUUCAUGUAUCUUAUUGUUGAUCUUUGCGAAGAAACGUUGAGGGAACUUGUUCAUGCAUGCAGUAUUGAACAUCUACAAGAGCAAGGUCCACGAAUGAUUAGGGAAAUUCUAUCAGGACUUCAAUUUCUUCAUGAUAAAGGAAUAUUGCACAGAGAUCUAAAACCAUCAAACGUCCUGGUUGAUAUCGAAAGUCGCAUGAAAUUGGCAGACUUUGGGAUAAGCCGCGUUCUAAAUGAAGAUGAAACGACAAUUGAAACAUUUGCGAAAGGUACUACCGGAUGGAUGCCACCGGAAGUAAUCAAGGCAAUAGACAAUAACGAAAAAGGUCGUUUCAAAAAGAAAUCAGAUGUCCACGUCGCGGGUAUGAUUGCCUUCUUCAUCUUAACGAAAGGUGAACACCCUUUUGGAACUUCCUUAGAUCGAAUGAAAAAUAUUUCCAAAGGAAAUCCUGUCAAUCUGAAGAAACUUGGUGUCCGCGACGCUCGUAGGUUCGUGUCGUGGUUGAUUCGUCACAAAAUUGAUGAUAGACCUCACGCUCACAAAGCAUUGGGAGAUUCUUUUUUCAUGCCGUCAAAAAGGACACACCGAGGCCACCGUUUUAGCGUAUGAAAUCACGAAAAUAAAAUGUUUUUCGGACUUUGCCAUCUCAUAUUCCUCAAUAUAAAACCAUGUUUCGUUUCUGUUGUUGAAGAGUUCAUCAGCAUUUAUCGUACGAGAUUAAAUAUAACAAAACUAACCACAGGAAUUCACAAUUUUGCGGGGUUUAAUGAACUUUUUCCUUCACCUUGGAAACUUUCUUCUCACUCGUGGACAAAAAUACCAACUUUGACAAAGAAAUGUUAACGUGUAUUUCAAAAACAAAAUGCAAGAAAAAGUUAAUUCGACUGAUAAUAUGUGUGAAAAACCUGGCGGAUCACCCGUAAAGACAAAUUAUGAAAUUGUGAAUAUGAUUGAAUUUAAAUUAGCCUUGAUAUUGCUCCGAGAAAGAAAGAAAGAAAAUGCCA